AGGACAAAAGGUCAAACUGUGAUUUCUGAAAACAAGCAAUGGCAGAGAGUGCAGUGGUAGAAGAGCUGAAAUGUUCCAUUUGCUUGGACAGCUUCAAGAAGCCCAAAGUGUUGCCGUGCUGUCACAGCUUCUGUCUCCAUUGUCUGGAGGGAGCUCACAAGAAGACCGAAGACAAGAAAAGCCUAAUCUGCCCUCAGUGCAAAGCUCAACAUCAGGUUCCUAUCAAUGGUCCCCUUGGUUUCCCCGAUGAUUACACUCUUGCUAAUCAGAAACAAGCUACUACAACCACACCAGUUUGUGAGCAAUGUGACGAUAGCAACAAACCAGUGGCGUACUGCCACACCUGCUCAGACUACCUGUGUGAAGAGUGCUUGAAAGCUCAUAAAAGACUUAAGGCUGUUCGAGAUCACAAGACAGUCAAUAUCACUCCUGGAAAGGAUAUCAAGCCCCAGUCAAAGAAGAGCUAUUUGUGCAGUGUUCAUCCCGACAAACUGCUAGAGCUUUACUGCAAGAGUUGUAAGAGCUUGGCCUGCCUCCUGUGCUUUGUGGGACUACACAACGGCCAUGACAUUGGAAGCAUCGAUAGCAAAGCAAGACAAGAAGUGGAACAAAGUAUCAACAAUCUAAUGAAGGCAACGAACUCAAACUUAAAAGAAUUCAAUGACAGCUUUAAAUACGUUUCUGCCAUUGAAAAGGAAAAAACAGAAGCUCCGAUUUCACUCAAAGCUCAAGUUGAUAAGAAGGUUGAUUUUCUCAUCCAACAACUUGAAGCAAGGCGUAAAGAACUACACAAGAAGAUUGACGAUGCUUGUACGAAAGACCUCAAAGAAUUGUGGGCACAGAAAGAAUACCACGAGACAGCCAUUACAAGCAUGGAGGGUGCUCUGAGCUUUGCCAGAAGAGCUCUAGCCUGCAAGGAAGACACGGAACUACUGGCCCUCUGUGCACAAGUCACCUCCAGACUAAAAGAGCUGAGUCAGCUAACAUGGGAUAGUCAAGACACUGAGAAAAUCGAAAUGACAAUUGUCGAAUUCAAACAGCCUCAGAGAAAGGAAACAGAAACGGCAGUUGGGGAGAUACAUGUACAAACUUCUACGCCAGAUAUACAAAUUAUUACUACAGAGCUACAAAAUUUUGUUCCGUUUUCUUAUGGUUGUAGUGUUUCAUUUCAAGUGACGGCAGUAGUGAAUUAUAAAUGGAAAUGGAAACCUCCUAAACUAACUGCUUCAGCAACUUACACACAAGGCAGCUUAUGUGAUAAUUGUACUACUGAGGAAAACGCUACAGCAAACAAAUGGACAGUCAAGUUUACUCCUGUAGUACCAAGUAUUUACACGAUUACACUUCAAGUCAAUGGGAAAUAUGGAGGCACAGGCCUUCACAAAACUUCUCAGUAUAUCAUCGACGCAUAUCGUCAACAUAGGCGGCGCGCCAGACGACAAAUACCAGAUAAUCAGUGGAAUUAGAAAUGCAUUAAUCACACCGUAAAACUAUUUGUUUUCUAAUUACAUGUACAUCUGCAAUGUAUUGUACACAUUACAAACAUACAAGCAUGUUUUCUUAAUGUUGCUUAUGGAAAACUGUGCACAUACAC
Messenger RNA from Halichondria panicea, 1594 nucleotides. RefSeq names its product E3 ubiquitin-protein ligase TRIM45-like. Lineage: Eukaryota; Metazoa; Porifera; Demospongiae; Suberitida; Halichondriidae. Gene Ontology annotation, biological process: protein monoubiquitination. The transcript is spliced from 2 exons. Gene Ontology annotation, molecular function: ubiquitin protein ligase activity; zinc ion binding. The record is from RefSeq and is a predicted model, not a curated record. The coding region runs from base 39 to 1466 and encodes 475 amino acids.